AUGUGCCUGGGCAGCCUACAGCAGCGAACUAAACCUUCACAGUUCCUAGAUCACGCCAUGGCUCCCCGAUUGGCGGGCCGCGCUCACAUCGAGAUGCUGGCCGAGGGGAGCAAGGCGCUAACCUACAGGGUCGCGGACUUGGAGCAGUGCAUGUGGGCCCAUUGGCGGAAUGGCGCGUGGCCAGCUCCAGAUCCGGAAAUCGAGCACAAGCACGAGGGGAAGUACCACCACACAUUCGUGACCAGCACCAGUCCACUUGGAAAUGAGCUGAGCAAAACAAAGUGCAGGAUUGAUCUAGCUUGGACGCCAUAA
This is a messenger RNA of Prorocentrum cordatum, 312 nucleotides long. Lineage: Eukaryota; Dinophyceae; Prorocentrales; Prorocentraceae. The record is from the annotation of a GenBank genome assembly.